Molecule: messenger RNA, 6021 nt
Organism: Penaeus vannamei (Pacific white shrimp)
Lineage: Eukaryota; Metazoa; Arthropoda; Malacostraca; Decapoda; Penaeidae
Source: RefSeq, a predicted model, not a curated record
UUGGCAGCCAUGUGAGCCCAAACAGCUGAUCCUCCGUGUCUGAGCAAUGGCAUCGGGGAGAAGAGGAGGCUCAGCGAACAUGUGAGAAAAUAAGCCUGUACCAUGGAGGAGGUGAAGGACCAAAACGUUGGAGAUGUUCUGGCACUGUUGGAGAGCCCUCAGGAGGAUGUGGUGCAAGAAGUGAGGCUGCUACUGAAGGAGACUCUUACGACUGUGCGGGAAGGAUGGCUUAUGACAGGCCUGCUUGACUAUUUCUUUACAUCCAAUAGGCUUUAUGCCUUAUACCCAUGUCACUUCCUCACAUAUCUGCGUAACAAUUUUUCAAAACCAAAUUCCUCAAAUUGCUUUUUUACAACCCUAAAGCCAAUGAUGGAGAAGGUUCGACUUCAUCCUCUUCUCAUAACAGAAACAAAAGAUUCUGAACUAACAAGGAAUAGGUGGAUUGGGUUAGAAACUCACCAACUGAUCCUUGAGUGUGCUAAGCUUUGCCUUGAUCCCAUUGAAGCUACAUGUGAGGAAUCAUGUGGGUCAUUUUUUACAAUGAAUGGUGGAAGUGACAUACCACUUGACCCUCAGCCGGUCCCAACAAACUGGAUGUUAAGUGCUGUGGAAAACAAUUUUUGGUCUCCUAGUUUGGCCCAAUCCUCACCAGCCCCUCUUCAGACCCCACGUGGCUCAGUUCCCCAGACCCCUGUGUAUCCAAUCCUUACCCCAAACCAGCGUGGCAAAGUAGCUGAAUCACCUCCAGAAGCAGCCAUUGAGGCAACACCAGAGACAACUCCAUUUACAUCACCCAUUAAAAUGGAGCCAAACACCCUAGUGACACGCAGACCACUGUCAGGGAGGAGGGCUUUGACGCUGAAUACAGGUGGAGCACCUGAACCUGUUGGUCAACCAGCUGAUUCUGAAGCUAACUCCAGCCCUAUGUCCCCUUUGAAGAAAGAUCAAGCUCCUUUCAGGUUCCCAGAAAACCAAGGUCAAGAUUUUUUCUUGCGAGCAGAAAGGUCAACUCUCCUGCAAACCAAACUGCAGCAAAUUCAGAGGGAAAGACAAAUCAACCAAAUAGAGAAUCUCUUUAGUCAAUACACUGAAAAUAAGAGUGAAACUGACAGCAAGAAUGAAGGGGAUGUGGUAGAUGGAAGAGAUACAAAGGAAGGUAAUUCUUUGGUGCCAAGGAAAGCUGUAGGGGAUAGGCAGAGUAUAGAAAAUGAUGUAGAAUCAAAACCGAGUGAUUUUAGAGUAUCUCAAGUGGAUCUUAGAUACAGAAAACGUAAAGCAUCGGUGUAUGAUGGGAUCCAUCAUGUUGAUUUGACACAGCUGCAACAAGCAACGGGGCAUUUGGCGAAUGGGAACAAUGACUUGGAUUUUUCUAGUGAAGCAGCUCAGUACAGUGAAACAGAAGAUGGAGAGAAAAAUUAUAGGUUGCCUCCCAUAAUAGAUCGUAGAAUAUCUGAAGAAAAGGAAUCUGAGGGUAGUGAGAGCAGAAAAUCGUCUGAUGAACCCCAGAAUUGUGAUAAAAACUGUGAUGAACCAGAGAGUAUAGGGUUAGGAGUUCCGAGCCAAAGAUCAAUGACAGAUUUAGUGAAAAAUAUAAAAACUAUGCGGCUAAGGUUUCUAAGUCAAUGUGGGCCUCCACCUGAUCUAUCCCAGUACAAUAUGGUGAGUUCAAUGCGUGUGGCAUUAUCACCCACAAAAUCUGUAACUACACCUGUGAAAACAUUACAGAGGAGCUCAUCCUGUCCAAAUUUAACUACUGAAGGCCCACCAUUAUUGGGAAAUGUUACUGAUGGAAGAGUGCGGAAGGAAUCAGCCAUGUCUUCUCUCACCUUGUCACCAACAAGACAGCCAGUCAUGAUGUGUGAAGCAAGCACACAGACUGAGGAAUCCAAUGUAAUUAAUCCAUAUGAGCAGCUUCUUGAUGUCCUUGUAAGUGGGCCAGGAGUACCACAAUCAAAAACAUCAAGAGGAAAUUCUGGAGACACAGACCAAGAUUCACCUUCACCACAUCAGCUAUUAGACCAAUAUUUACAACAUAGUAGUAAGGCAAUUAACAAAGCCAAAAAUCUACUGUGGCAGCAAAAUAGUGGGACAGAUGAAGGACUGAAGAAUCAGGUCCGGCUGAUGCAAACCAUGUUAUUAUUGGAACGAUAUAAAAGAGAAGUACAUGCUGAAAGAAAUAGAAGACUGUUGGGAAAAGCCAAGAAGGUCUAUGCUCUUGAAGAAGAGAAGCGUAGCUUAAAGGAAGAAGUGAGACAUCUUGAGAGUGAAGUUGCUAGAUUGAAGCAUGAUCUAAGCAAUGCACAGGUUAAUGCUUUAAACAAGGAACAGCAACUACAGUUAGCCUUAAAUCAGCAACAGGCAAAAGUUAACCAAGUUUUUGUUGAAUGUGAGCAAGCCCAGAAGGAACGAGAACUCUUACUGCAACAGUGCAAUUCCCUCAGAAAAGAAAAGGAAACUUUAUCAACACAGUUACAUGGAGCUCAAGCAGCAUUGAUUGAAAGAGAUAGACAGCUAACAGUUCAGGCUGCAUUGGCAGAAGAUAACAGAGCACUUAGUCAUCAAGUUGAGACCCUUCACAAACAGAUAACUCUUAUGGGUGAACUGCAGGAACAAUAUAAGCAACAGGUGUGGCAACUCUCACUUUCAGGUGGGUUGGGUGCAAGUAAAGGUUUGACUUUAGAACGCAUGGCAGCUCAUCAGCAGGUGGAAAAGUUGGAAGUCUCUCAACGUAUUGCUGCGGCCAGUUUAGAAGCUGCACUUGCACGUGUAGCAGAGCUAGAGAAUUCUCUAAAAGAUAAGGAAAGAGAAGUUGAAGAGCAACAGCGUACAGUAAAAGCAGCAAAAGAGGCUGGUGUGGAGCAGUGUAGGGUUGCUGAAAGACGAUGCCAAGCACUUGCUGCCACCAACCAAACCUUGGAAAGUUAUAUCUUGGAACACAAUGAUCGUAUUGAUAGACUAAGUCGGCAGGUGCGAAGAUCUCAAAGAGGAAAAUCAGUUUGUAGUGAUGGUUUUGACAUUGAUCUAGAAUUAUCAGCUUCACCAUCAUCUGCCAGUUGUAGUAGCACUGCCACAUCACCCCCUGAUGACAUGACAGGUGCCCUCCUUGGAAGGCAGCCUGUUGUGCUCAACCGUCUAGAUGCUUUAUUGGAAUUAGACAUGGAACCAGAAGGAAAUCAAAGAAGAAAGACCUAUAUAAAAGAGGCAGGACCUGAAAAGAAUAAUUUUCUAUGUUUGGAAUAUGCAUUUGCAAGCUAUGAAAUCAUUAGAGAAGGAGGUUUAUACAUCAAUCCUUUUCAGGAGCAAAAUUUUCUGAAACAGAGUAGCAAAGACACAGAAGACAGGGAGAGUAGAUAUCUUUGUUUAGUGAUACAGCAAAAAAAAUGUGAAUAUGGCAUUAAAAGGGCUGUGCAGCCAUUUAGCAGCCUCUACUCAGAGAGAGUGCAAUCCAAGGCCCUGUCUCAAGAAAAUGCCAGUAUAAAACCUAAGCUUUACUUAAUAAUCAAAAGUUUUCAAAUUGCAAAGCGGUUUGAAGAUUCCUUUGAGAACAUAAACAGAUUUGUUGUAGCAUGCCGUUCAGGUGGCCGACUUCUUGACAUCUUGCUGGGAGUGAGUGAGCCCCAUGACCGUCAUCUUUUAGAUCGACUUGCAGAGGGACUCAAAGGACCUGAUCGCUUCAGGUACACUUGUCUCUUGCUGUAUGCUGCUCGACGACAGCCAACAACAACUUGGUUGCGAAAGUUUGUCAACCAUGGGGCUAUGCGAGAACUUCUGAACUGUUUGCAUAAUGAAGAUGAUGUUCCAGUAACAGUCAGUGGCAUCAUGGUCCUGGUUAUGCUACUUCCAGCACUGCCCCUGGAAAUGGGCCACUCACAUCUCACUAAUAUACUGGACAUCUUCUGUCGGUUAUUGCGGUGGAGCCCCAAGCGUGAGCAAGAUGAGGGCUUCCAGCCAUUUUUACAGGUUGCUGUAUAUUCCCUUUUUCAUCGGCUUUAUGCCUUAUACCCAUGUCACUUCCUCACAUAUCUGCGUAACAAUUUUUCAAAACCAAAUUCCUCAAAUUGCUUUUUUACAACCCUAAAGCCAAUGAUGGAGAAGGUUCGACUUCAUCCUCUUCUCAUAACAGAAACAAAAGAUUCUGAACUAACAAGGAAUAGGUGGAUUGGGUUAGAAACUCACCAACUGAUCCUUGAGUGUGCUAAGCUUUGCCUUGAUCCCAUUGAAGCUACAUGUGAGGAAUCAUGUGGGUCAUUUUUUACAAUGAAUGGUGGAAGUGACAUACCACUUGACCCUCAGCCGGUCCCAACAAACUGGAUGUUAAGUGCUGUGGAAAACAAUUUUUGGUCUCCUAGUUUGGCCCAAUCCUCACCAGCCCCUCUUCAGACCCCACGUGGCUCAGUUCCCCAGACCCCUGUGUAUCCAAUCCUUACCCCAAACCAGCGUGGCAAAGUAGCUGAAUCACCUCCAGAAGCAGCCAUUGAGGCAACACCAGAGACAACUCCAUUUACAUCACCCAUUAAAAUGGAGCCAAACACCCUAGUGACACGCAGACCACUGUCAGGGAGGAGGGCUUUGACGCUGAAUACAGGUGGAGCACCUGAACCUGUUGGUCAACCAGCUGAUUCUGAAGCUAACUCCAGCCCUAUGUCCCCUUUGAAGAAAGAUCAAGCUCCUUUCAGGUUCCCAGAAAACCAAGGUCAAGAUUUUUUCUUGCGAGCAGAAAGGUCAACUCUCCUGCAAACCAAACUGCAGCAAAUUCAGAGGGAAAGACAAAUCAACCAAAUAGAGAAUCUCUUUAGUCAAUACACUGAAAAUAAGAGUGAAACUGACAGCAAGAAUGAAGGGGAUGUGGUAGAUGGAAGAGAUACAAAGGAAGGUAAUUCUUUGGUGCCAAGGAAAGCUGUAGGGAUAGGCAGACUGCAACAAGCAACGGGGCAUUUGGCGAAUGGGAACAAUGACUUGGAUUUUUCUAGUGAAGCAGCUCAUGAGAGCAGAAAAUCGUCUGAUGAACCCCAGAAUUGUGAUAAAAACUGUGAUGAACCAGAGAGUAUAGGGUUAGGAGUUCCGAGCCAAAGAUCAAUGACAGAUUUAGUGAAAAAUAUAAAAACUAUGCGGCUAAGGUUUCUAAGUCAAUGUGGGCCUCCACCUGAUCUAUCCCAGUACAAUAUGGUGAGUUCAAUGCGUGUGGCAUUAUCACCCACAAAAUCUGUAACUACACCUGUGAAAACAUUACAGAGGAGCUCAUCCUGUCCAAAUUUAACUACUGAAGGCCCACCAUUAUUGGGAAAUGUUACUGAUGGAAGAGUGCGGAAGGAAUCAGCCAUGUCUUCUCUCACCUUGUCACCAACAAGACAGCCAGUCAUGAUGUGUGAAGCAAGCACACAGACUGAGGAAUCCAAUGUAAUUAAUCCAUAUGAGCAGCUUCUUGAUGUCCUUGUAAGUGGGCCAGGAGUACCACAAUCAAAAACAUCAAGAAAAUUCUGGAGACACAGACCAAGAUUCACCUUCACCACAUCACAAAAUAGUGGGACAGAUGAAGGACUGAAGAAUCAGGUCCGGCUGAUGCAAACCAUGUUAUUAUUGGAACGAUAUAAAAGAGAAGUACAUGCUGAAAGAAAUAGAAGACUGUGAAAAGCCAAGAAGGUCUAUGCUCUUGAAGAAGAGAAGCGUAGCUUAAAGGAAGAAGUGAGACAUCUUGAGAGUGAAGUUGCUAGAUUGAAGCAUGAUCUAAGCAAUGCACAGGUUAAUGCUUUAAACAAGGAACAGCAACUACAGUUAGCCUUAAAUCAGCAACAGGCAAAAGUUAACCAAGUUUUUGUUGAAUGUGAGCAAGCCCAGAAGGAACGAGAACUCUUACUGCAACAGUGCAAUUCCCUCAGAAAAGAAAAGGAAACUUUAUCAACACAGUUACAUGGAGCUCAAGCAGCAUUGAUUGAAAGAGAUAGACAGCUAACAGUUCAGGCUGCAUUGGCAAAGAUAACAGAGCACUUAGUCAUCAAGUUGAGACCCUUCACAAACAGAUAA